Messenger RNA from Arabis nemorensis, 543 nucleotides. Lineage: Eukaryota; Viridiplantae; Streptophyta; Magnoliopsida; Brassicales; Brassicaceae. The record is from the annotation of a GenBank genome assembly.
AUGAUGAACGUGAGCCGACCGGCGGUUCACCCAGUAGAUGCGGUUCCGAUGGCUCCUACCGCGGGAGCAAUCGAUAGACCGCCGGUGAGGAUGAAAGAUGUGCAGGGCAUGCCCGGAACCACCGGCGGUCUCAUCCUCCGUCUCUCUCAGUUCGUCCCUGCUCUCAUCUCCGUCUCCGUCAUGCUCACCACCUCCGAUUUUCGCUCCGCCACCGCAUUCUGUUGUUUGGUUCUUGCGGUUGGACUGCAAAGCCUGUGGAGCUUGUCUCUUUUUCUUGUAGAUGCUUAUGCUCUUCUUGUGAGAAGAAGCCUUCGAAAUCACUUGGUUGUUCAAUGUUUCACUAUUGGAGAUGGAAUCACAUCGACACUUACGUUUGCAGCUGCAUCUGCGGCUGCUGGUAUAACCGUACUCAUCAACGAUCUUGAUAAAUGUAACGUCAACCACUGCACAAGGUUCGAGACCGCCACAGCAAUGGCUUUCAUCAGCUGGUUUGCUGUGUCUCCUUCCUUCUUUCUCAACUUCUGGUCCUUAGCCACCCACUAA